GCGAGCGCGGAUUGGAUGGUCUGAAACGGGGGGCGCGGGGGCAGCACGUUGGGGUGCGCGCUACUUAAGGUCCUGCUGCGUGAGCCACUGACGUGUUUGGAGCUGGAGCCGGCUCCGCGCUGCUGGUGUGGCGGCCCGCGGUUUACGGCGUGGUGUGUUUCUUCUUCCGGAUUUAACACGUACAGACCGAGACUCGGAGCAGCCCGGGGACCUGGACUUGUUGGGUAACGUGCCCUUCCCCCACGACGGAUCAAAGCUACCGGGAGAGUGGGAACCAGGAACUCCUUUGGGAGAGACAGUCCUGUAAAAUCCCAUCUUCCGAAGAGGAAAGCUUUCUAAAGUUGGACUCUGCACUGAGUUUCCAUCCUGUCAAGAUGCACCUGCUGGCUGGAUAUUUUCAGUAAAGUGAGAAGACAAGAUGCCUCUGGCCACACGGCGGCUGAGAGAUCCUGACAUAAAUCCUUGCUUGUCGGAAUCUGAUGCUUCUACCAGAUGUAUGGAUGAAAAUAACUAUGACAGGGAAAGGUGUUCCAGUUACUUCUUGAAGUACAAAAACUGCCGGCAAUUUUGGAAUUCUGUUAUGCUCCAAAGAAGACGAAACGGAAUUCAGCCAUAUAUGCCUACAGCAGCAGAAAGAGAUGAAAUUUUGGGAGAAAUGCGAAAGAUGCCUUAUUGAACUAUUUGCAUUAAAAUUGUUUCUAUAACUUGAAGCAGAUGAUUAAAAACAAAAACAAAAACAAAAACAAAAAAACAAUGAACUCUUAAGACUACUGGUUUCAUCCCAGGCAAA
This is a messenger RNA of Meriones unguiculatus (Mongolian gerbil), 790 nucleotides long. RefSeq names its product coiled-coil-helix-coiled-coil-helix domain containing 7 (gene Chchd7). The coding region runs from base 419 to 676 and encodes 85 amino acids. The transcript has 6 exons. NCBI's taxonomy places the organism in Eukaryota, Metazoa, Chordata, Mammalia, Rodentia, Muridae. The record is from RefSeq and is a predicted model, not a curated record.